AAAAUAAAAUUGGGGAACUCCGAACUCGUCCGACUCGUCUUGAGUGAUAGUCAUGAUCAUAGAUGAUACAUUAUAUAUGUCAUGAUUACGACGAUUAAUUAAUAUAAAUAAGUUAUAUUUUAAUUAGUAGUUAGUACUUAGUUUACUACUUGUCCACUACAGUGUUAGUGACAAGUUUUAUAGAUCUUUAACAAAAUUGUAUAUAAUGUGUGCACGGGGCGCCCUAAUUUCUUAAAGGAUAUGUUCUAACCUAUUAAAAUUGUUUAUAAAAUUAACUGAAUUAAUUGUUAUCGGAAUGGAUAGCGAAGGCAAAAACGUUAUUCGUGUUGGUUCGAGGAAGAGCGAGUUGGCGCUCAUCCAAACAAACUUUGUUAUUGACAGUUUAAAGAAAUUGUAUCCAGACAAGGAAUUUACAAUAGUAACCAUGACAACACUAGGUGACAGAAUCUUAGAUGUAUCCCUACCGAAGAUUGGCGAGAAAUCCCUGUUCACUAAAGAUCUGGAAGAUGCUUUAAGAAAUGACACAGUAGACUUUGUAGUACAUUCCCUAAAAGACCUGCCAACUUCGUUGCCUGAUGGACUUGCUAUUGGUGCUGUUUUUGAGAGAGAGGAUCCCCGGGAUGCUCUAGUGUUACGCGAAGGAGUAAAGGACUGCACUCUGGCAUCUCUGCCCACUGGUUCAGUUAUUGGCACGUCGUCCCUCCGUCGCACGGCGCAGCUGCGCGGCUCGUUCCCUCACUUGUCCGUGGUGGACGUGCGCGGUAACCUCAACACGCGUCUGCGCAAGUUGGACGCGCCCUCCGGCGAGUACAGCGCCUUGCUGCUGGCUCACGCCGGCCUGCAGAGGAUGGGCUGGGCGCAUCGAGUCUCUCGGAUACUGUCAUGUUCAGAGAUGAUGUACGCCGUUGGUCAGGGCGCGCUGGCGGUGGAGUGUCGGGCCGAUAACCAACAAGUGCUGGACAUGUUGGCACCCUUCAACCACCCGGAGACGUACUGCAGGAUAUUGGCUGAACGGAGCUUCCUUAAGACUCUAGGUGGUGGAUGCAGUGCGCCAGUGGGCGUGUCGACCAAACUAUCUCCAUUAGCCGCAAACUUCCAGCUAACAAUCACAGGCGGAGUCUGGAGUCUCGACGGUCUCACCAAAGUCGACCACACAAUGGCGCAAACGUUUGCCCAAAUAAAACAAACGCACAAACACAAACUCAGUCCAACAGAUGAGGGUAGUAACAAAAAAAUUAAAGUUGGCGACGAAGAAAGUGACGAAAACUCUAAACUCGACGAGAAAACUGACGAAACCGACAAUAGUAUACAAAAAGUUGAUAAUUUGAGUAGUCCAAAGACUAUAGAAUUAGAUAAAAAGUCUAGAACUUUCUGUGGUUUGACAGAAAAUCCUAAUAUUCCAAUAGAUGUUAUAAUAAAAUGCGACAACUUGGGGCGCGAUUUAGCGAACGAGUUGAUAUCUAAAGGUGCCUUAGAGGUCAUGAAAGUUACACAGGACUUCAUAAGAAGCUCAGUUGUAAAUAAGAGUUCUUGACGGGUAGUUAGAUAUUUUAUAAUAAUAUAUUAAAUAUGGUGCAAAGUAUUUUCAUAUGAGAAUUUUUUAAAGCUUCGAAUACAUGUAAAUAAAUUGUUAUUGAAUAAAAUAUUAUUUUCUAAAGUUCUACAAAUAAUUUUCAAAAGUGACGUCAUGCGUUAUUAUCUUUGCAGCUUAAUUUCAUGCAUUAAAUGGAGUAUUCAAAAACUCGUAAAGGUUGUUUGUACAGGUGAUUUGUUUGGUGGGAGUAUUUGAAAAAGACAAUGUUAAAUUUAGGAAUGUUUUUAUUACCUACUUAUUUUCUCUUACUGCCAUAAAUCGAAUAUUUAUUAGUGUUACAUCACAGAUUAAAGGAAAAAGAUAAUUACACAUUUUACACAUGAAGGCUAUGAAAUUGGCAUCUAUAGACAUUCAGCUUUCGUUUUUAUUACAACCAACCCUUACCAUUGUAAAUUGUACCUUCAAUAGUUUUGAUUAGCUAAUUUGUGAGAAACUGGUAAUAUUAUAAAAUAAAAUAAAAUUGUGUAUGUAUAAAAUAUUCAAGAUUUUUGGUUUUUCUUUGAAAGUCGACAUCAUGGAAUUUUAAUUUCCUAGUUGGCACCUUAUGAUUUCGUCUAUCUUUUUCCUCUAAUCUUAGGAGGUAUUUUGUUACUUUUUUUAAGUCAUUUUUUGUUGUUUAUGCUAGGACAAGUACAUCAGGGAUAUUAUUUGUGUAAUCAUAGUGGUACUUAUUGCGUUGUUGUUGCAAAUGGGUUAUAUUGUAUUGUUUUUAAUAAAAUUGUAUCAUGACAUGGGA
Molecule: messenger RNA, 2330 nt
Organism: Bicyclus anynana (squinting bush brown)
Lineage: Eukaryota; Metazoa; Arthropoda; Insecta; Lepidoptera; Nymphalidae
Product: porphobilinogen deaminase
Exons: 7
Coding region: 296-1534 (412 amino acids)
Biological process (GO): heme biosynthetic process
Cellular component (GO): cytoplasm
Molecular function (GO): hydroxymethylbilane synthase activity
Source: RefSeq, a predicted model, not a curated record